Cercocebus atys (sooty mangabey) is the source of this 7495-nucleotide messenger RNA. RefSeq names its product protein phosphatase 4, regulatory subunit 1 (gene PPP4R1). The coding region runs from base 3677 to 6490 and encodes 937 amino acids. The record is from RefSeq and is a predicted model, not a curated record. The transcript is spliced from 18 exons. Gene Ontology annotation, molecular function: protein phosphatase regulator activity; protein binding. Lineage: Eukaryota; Metazoa; Chordata; Mammalia; Primates; Cercopithecidae. Gene Ontology annotation, biological process: protein dephosphorylation.
CGCCUCGGCCUCUCAAAGUGAUAGGAUUACAGGCGUGAGCCACUGUGCCUGGCCCCAUAUUAAUUGUUUCUGAUGCCCUUUAUUCUUUUGUAUAGAUCCAGAUUCUCAUUUGGUGUAAUUUUACUUUUGCUUGAAUGAUUUGCUUUAGUAUUUCCUAUAGUGCAUGUCUGCUGUUGAUGAUAGCAGUCUUUGUAUGGCUGAAAGAAUCUUUAUUUCAGCUUCAUAUUUGGAAGAUUUCUAUUUCUUAGGUAUGGAGUUGUAGGUAUUUUUCUUUAUGUACUUUAAAGAUGUUACUGUCUUCUGACUUGUAUUUUAGAUGGAAAAGUCUGCUAUCAUUCUUAUUUUUGUUUUUCUGUAUAUAACUUGAGUUUUUCUCUGGCUGCCCAAAAGUUUCUAUCACUAGCUUUAAGCAAUUUGAUUAUAUUGUGCCUUGGUAUACUUUUCUUCAUGUUUCUUGCUCAUGAGUUUCAUUGAACCCCUUGAAUCUAUCUGUAGAUUGAUAGUUUUUACCAAAUUUGGGAAAAUUUUGUCCGUUAUUUCUUCAGAUAUAUUUUAUAUCUCCCAUUCUUCUUUGGGGACUCCAUUUGCACAUAUAUUUGGCUGCUGGGAGUUUUCCUACAAUUGAUUGAUGCUUAAUUUUCUUCCUCCCCCAUAUUUUUUCUGUUUCAUUUGGGAUAUUUUUCUUACGCUUUUUCUUCAAGGUAACACAUUUUUUCCUCUGUAAUGUUUAAUCUGCUCUUGAUCCCAUCCCAUGUAUUUUUCAUAUCUUUUUUUCAUCUCUAAAAGAUCAAUUUAGGUCUUUCAUAUCAUCUUCCGUGUCUCUUCUUAACAUGCUCUUUUUUUCUGCCUUCUUAAAUGUAUGGAAUAUAAUUAAAAUAACUUUCAAUGUCCUUAUCUACUAAUUCUGUAUUCUUUGUUCUGGGUCUGUUUCUGUUGUAGAAUUUUUUGCCUCAUGGUUUGUAUUUUCCUGCCUUUUGUGUGCCUAGUAAUUUUUUAUUGGAUGCUAGACGUUGUGGAGUUUACCUUGUUGAGUGCUAGCUAUUUUUAUAUUCAUUUACAUACUUGAGUUUUGUUCUGUGACACAGUUUUUUGGAUAUAGUUUGUUUCUUUUGAAGCCUGUUAAACUUUGUUAGGCAAAACCAGGAGAAUUGUUUGCCACUUCUUAGGCGUUUUGCCUCAUUUAUUACAGAAUUUAAAAAAUUUUUAUUGGUGGAGACAUAAACUAGUCCUUGUCCUUUGUGAUAAUCGAGGAUUUGUUCACUUGAUCAUUUCAGGUAGUUAUUUUUCCCAGAAUACGGAGUAGUUUCCUCACACACAUAAACUGUUUGAAUACUCAAAAGACUCAAAGGGACCUUCUGUAGCUUUCUGAGGUUCUUUCUCUGUGAAGGUCCCUCCUCUCUGAUACUCUUCCUCUGCCAAUUCUAGCUGCCUUGGCCUCCCUGAAUUCUCAACUCUGUCUCCUCAAUUCGAGGAGUCUGCUGAGAUUAUAUUUGGACCCUCCUAGUGCUCUGGAAAUUAUUUCCAGGAAGUUAACUGGAAGAAUAUAGGGCUCAUUUCAUUUGUCCUCUCUUUCUCAGAGAUCACUGUCCAGUAUUGUCUUUUGUCAGUGUCUGAUACCAUGACUUCAUAUGUUUUAUCUUUUUUUUUUAAGAGAUGGGGGUCUCACUGUGUUUCUCAGGGGCUAGAGUGCAGUGGCUAUUCACAGAUGCAGUUAUAGAACACUACAGUGUCGACCUCCUGUGCUCAAGCAAUCCUCCUGCUUCAGCCUCCUAAAUAGCUGGGACUACAGACACUGUCGGCAUACCUGGCUCUGUCAUUUUAUUUAUUUAUUUAUUUACCAUUUAAGGUGUGAGGGUUAAGUUGGUUCUUGUUAAUCCAUCCUUUUCAAAAGUGGAAGACCAUGUUUAAGUGUUCUUUAAAUACAGAAGUUAUUUUGUUUUUAACAAAAGGGACUGUGCUGUGUUUUGUGGUCUCUUUUUGAUAAUGUUCUAUUGGGAGUAAAAACGAUGUUAUCUGUUUAAAGUAGUCAGUUCUGUAAGAUGGUCCCAUGGUAUAUAGACAUUUAAUUUAAAAACAAGCAUUUUAAAAUACCCUAAUAGCAAUAACAUUUCAUUAGGAAAUGAUGAAUCUUUUCUGUCACUCAUAUAGCAACAUUUGGGAGGAGUUUCUUAGGUGGUUUUCUUUUUCUCUCCUAAGAAAAGAGCUAAAGGAGCAAAGACAGAAUCUCAUUGUGAGUGAUGAACAGAUUUUUUUGUUUCAAAAAUACUUAAAUGCUUACUUUGUGCCUGGAAAUAUCCUGGAGAUGAAGCAGUGUAUGGGAUAAAAAUUCCUGUCCUCAUGGAGCCAAUAACUUACUCUAGAGAGACAGACAAUAAGUAAAACAACUAAUAUUACCAGAUGUUGACAGGCACUGUUGAGAAAGUAAAUCAAGUAAUGCAGGGGAUAGAAUAGGAAGUGCCAGGAAAUAAUAAGAAAAUUUCUUGGAAAACUCUUAGGGCCUUGAGAAAGGCCCUGAACUGUAGCAGUUGAAGAGUUCUUAUUUAGCUCUGGAUCCCAUCCUUUCCAACCUCAUGGUGUUUCCAUCAGUAAUGUUUUCUUAUUGCUAAAACUUCAAGUUAUGUUUAUUUGUUGACUAUUUACUUUCAUUAUAUAACCAUGUGCAAAUCUUUGUCUUCUUUUAAACAUUAGGAACAAAACAAAAUAAAUAAUCUUUAUUUUGCUUGAAUGCCCUGGCUAGUAAUCUAAUCCAGUUUACUAUUUCACAACCACAAUUCUGGAAAGUAUAUUUUGUAUUCCUUGUCUUCACUUUCUUAUAUUUUCCUCUACUUCUUCAGUCAGGUUUGGCUUCUCAGCUUUCAUACAGUGGAAAAUCGCCCUUGUCAUACAGCAUGGCACAAAAGUACCCAAUUCAGUGGGCACCUUUCAGUUCUUCCUUGACUCCUUUGGUGGUAGAUGCUAUUUAAUCAUACCUUCACUCAUUGCUUGGUUCCUUUGAAAUAAUUAUCUUUUGGUUGGUUUUUAGCCAUUCUUUCUUGGUCUUUUCUUCCUUCUCCUGCAGCUUGAAUGGGUGUCUGGCCUUCUAGUAUUAAUACAUACUUUUAUUACAAUGAUCAUUUUAAAGUAGAUUGUUUUAUGUAGAAUAUUAGCUCUUUGAAAGCAGAAACAUUAGUAUUUUCAUUAUUGUCUCCCCAGCAACUACCCUAGUACUUGGCACAAAUGUAUUUAAUAAAUAUUUGUUUAAUGAAUAUAAAUAUACUAGUGUUUUUAGCUUUCCUCUAUUAAGUGAAGUUAGAUACCAGUUUCAUUAGCUUUAUCUUCUACAUUGCAGGAUUAACUAUAUCGGUGCUAGACUUUUUGUGUGUCUAUUCAGAAGUUGUUAGUGUCUUGAUUGAACAUGUUCUCAAGACUCUGAUCACUGUUUCCUGCAUACUGAGUUUCUGUAGCCUCUGACCCUUGUGCUUUUAGAGCCAAGUAGAACUUUGUCAUUAUAGAGCCAAGUAGAACAUAUCUGUAGAAAAAGGAAAGGGAGGUAUCUUUUAGUUAUUUGUGGCUUCUGGAUUGAUUCUGAGAGUCUCUUAGGAUUUCUUUUUUUGUACCAUUCCAGAAACAGAUUUUUACUGCUUCAGACAGGCAAGGGGUACAUUUUAGUUUCAAAGUGUUAUAAGGAGUAUUUCUGAUGUCUCUGAUAGUUGGUGUGGAUGACUACAGCUCAGAGUCUGAUGUGAUUAUUAUACCUUCAGCCCUGGACUUUGUCUCACAAGAUGAAAUGUUGACGCCCCUGGGGAGAUUGGACAAGUAUGCUGCAAGUGAGAACGUAUUUAACAGACAAAUGGUGGCCCGGAGUUUGCUGGAUACCUUGAGGGAAGUCUGCGAUGAUGAAAGAGAUUGUAUCGCUGUUUUGGAAAGAAUUAGCAGAUUGGCCGAUGAUUCAGAACCAACUGUGAGAGCGGAGCUGAUGGAACAGGUGCCUCACAUCGCACUGUUUUGUCAAGAAAACCGGCCUUCAAUACCAUAUGCGUUUUCCAAAUUCUUACUACCUAUUGUGGUUAGAUAUCUUGCAGAUCAGAAUAAUCAGGUGAGGAAAACAAGUCAGGCAGCUUUGUUGGCUCUGCUGGAGCAGGAGCUCAUUGAACGAUUUGAUGUGGAGACCAAAGUGUGCCCUGUCCUCAUAGAGCUGACCGCCCCAGAUAGCAAUGAUGACGUGAAAACAGAAGCUGUGGCUAUAAUGUGCAAAAUGGCUCCCAUGGUUGGGAAGGACAUUACAGAGCGUCUUAUCCUCCCUAGGUUUUGUGAGAUGUGCUGCGAUUGCAGAAUGUUUCACGUUCGAAAGGUCUGUGCUGCCAAUUUUGGAGAUAUUUGCAGUGUAGUUGGGCAGCAAGCUACUGAAGAAAUGUUGCUGCCCAGAUUUUUCCAGCUUUGUUCUGAUAACGUAUGGGGAGUCCGAAAGGCUUGUGCUGAAUGCUUCAUGGCAGUUUCAUGUGCAACAUGUCAAGAAAUCCGACGGACCAAAUUAUCAGCACUUUUUAUUAAUUUGAUCAGUGAUCCUUCACGUUGGGUUCGCCAAGCAGCUUUUCAGUCUCUGGGGCCUUUCAUAUCUACUUUUGCUAAUCCAUCUAGCUCAGGCCAGUAUUUUAAAGAAGAAAGCAAAAGUUCAGAAGAGAUGUCAGUAGAAAACAAAAAUAGGACCAGAGAUCAAGAAGCCCCAGAGGAUGUACAAGUCAGGCCAGAGGAUACUCCUUCAGAUCUCAGUGUUAGUAAUUCCAGUGUCAUACUGGAAAACACGUUGGAAGACCAUGCUGCUGAGGCAUCCGGGAAGCCUCUAGGUGAAAUUAGUGUUCCACUGGACAGCUCUUUACUUUGUACUUUGUCCUCAGAAUCUCACCAGGAAGCAGCUAGUAAUGAGAAUGAUAAAAAACCUGGUAACUACAAAUCUAUGUUGCGACCAGAGGUUGGCACCAGUUCACAAGAUUCAGCUCUCUUAGAUCAGGAAUUGUAUAACUCCUUCCAUUUCUGGAGGACUCCUCUUCCUGAAAUAGAUCUAGACAUAGAGCUUGAACAGAACUCUGGGGGAAAACCCAGCCCAGAGGGACCAGAGGAAGCAUCUGAAGGCCCUGUGCCCAGUUCUCCAAACAUCACCAUGGCCACCAGAAAGGAACUGGAAGAAAUGAUAGAAAAUCUAGAGCCCCACAUUGAUGAUCCAGAUGUUAAAGCACAAGUGGAAGUGCUGUCCGCUGCACUGCGUGCUUCCAGCCUGGAUGUACAUGAAGAGACCAUCAAUGUAGAAAAGAGAAGUGAUUUGCAAGAUGAACUGGGUAUAAAUGAGCUACCAAAUUGUAAAAUAAAUCAAGAAGAUUCUGUGCCUUUAAUCAGCGAUGCUGUUGAGAAUAUGGACUCCACUCUUCACUAUAUUCACAACGAUUCAGACUUGAGCAACAAUAGCAGUUUUAGCCCUGAUGAGGAAAGGAGAACUAAAGUACAAGAUGUUGUACCUCAGGCGUUGUUAGAUCAGUAUUUAUCUAUGACUGACCCUUCUCGUGCACAGACAGUUGAUACGGAAAUUGCUAAGCACUGUGCAUACAGCCUCCCCGGUGUGGCCUUGACACUCGGAAGACAGAAUUGGCACUGCCUGAGAGAGACGUAUGAGACUCUGGCCUCAGACAUGCAGUGGAAAGUUCGACGAACUCUAGCAUUCUCCAUCCACGAGCUUGCAGUUAUUCUUGGAGAUCAGUUGACAGCUGCAGAUCUGGUUCCAAUUUUUAAUGGAUUUUUAAAAGACCUCGAUGAAGUCAGGAUAGGUGUCCUUAAACACUUGCAUGAUUUUCUGAAGCUUCUUCAUAUUGACAAAAGAAGAGAGUAUCUUUAUCAACUUCAGGAGUUUUUGGUGACAGAUAAUAGUAGAAAUUGGCGGUUUCGAGCUGAACUGGCUGAACAGCUGAUUUUACUUCUAGAGUUAUAUAGUCCCAGAGAUGUUUAUGACUAUUUACGUCCCAUUGCUCUGAAUCUGUGUGCAGACAAGGUUUCUUCUGUUCGUUGGAUUUCCUACAAGUUGGUCAGCGAGAUGGUGAAGAAGCUGCACGCGGCAACACCACCAACGUUCGGCGUGGACCUCAUCAAUGAACUUGUGGAGAACUUCGGCAGAUGUCCCAAGUGGUCUGGUCGGCAAGCCUUUGUCUUUGUCUGCCAGACUGUCAUUGAGGAUGACUGCCUUCCCAUGGACCAGUUUGCUGUGCAUCUGAUGCCGCAUCUGCUGACCUUAGCAAACGACAGGGUUCCUAACGUGCGAGUGCUGCUUGCAAAGACCUUAAGGCAAACUCUGCUAGAAAAAGACUAUUUCUUGGCCUCUGCCAGCUGCCACCAGGAGGCUGUGGAGCAGACCAUCAUGGCUCUUCAGAUGGACCGGGACAGCGAUGUCAAGUAUUUUGCAAGCAUCCACCCUGCCAGUACCAAAAUCUCUGAAGAUGCCAUGAGCACAGCGUCCUCAACCUACUAGAAGGCUUGAAUCUCGGUGUCUCUCCUGCUUCCGUGGGAGCCGAGGUUCAGUGGGCGUUCCGCACGUAUGUGACCUGGGAUAGCUUUCGGGGGAGGAGCGACUUCCCUCUCCUGCAGGCUUCAUUGCAGGUGCAAGUUGCCUAUACCCAAUACCAGGGAUUUUAAGCGUCAAGAGAAAGUACAGUAAACACUAUUAUCUUAUCUUGACUUUAAGGGGAAAUAAUUUCUCAGAGGAUUAUAAUUGUCACCGAAGCCUUAAAUCCUUCCGUCUUCCUGACUGAAUGAAACUUGAAUUGGCAGAGCGUUUUCCUUAUGGAAGGGAUGAGAUUCCCAGAGACCUGCAUUGCUUUCUCCUGGUUUUAUUUAACAGCCGACAAAUGAAAUUCUUACAGCCUGAAGGCACGCGUUUGCCCAGAUGUGAAAGAGACCUUCAGUAUCAGCCCUGACUCUUCUCUCCCAGGCACAAGGACUUGCUGGGCUGUGUGACCAGCUGUCCAGCCCAGCCCUGUGUGUGAAUCAUUUCUGAUGUGUGUAAAUGGGAAAGGAGGGUUUUUUACUUCCCCUGAGGGCUUGAUGCUAACACAAAAGUAGGAUUGACUUUAACUCUUAAGCGCAGCAUAUUGCUGUACACAUUUACAGAAUGGUUGCUGAGUGUCUGUGUCUGAUUUUUUCAUGCUGGUCAUGACCUGAAGGAAAUUUAUUAGACGUAUAAUGUAUGUCUGGUGUUUUUAACUUGAUCAUGAUCAGCUCAGAGGUGCAACUUCUUCACAUACUGUACAUACCUGUGACCACUCUUGGGAGUGCUGCAGUCUUUAAUCAUGCUGUUUAAACUGUUGUGGCACAAGUUCUCUUGUCCAAAUAAAAUUUAUUAAUAAGAUCUAGAGAGAGAGAUAUAUACACUUUUGAUUGUUUUCUAGAUGUCUACCAAUAAAUGCAAUUUGUGACCUGUAUUAAUGAUUUAGUUUAAAGUGGGGAAACUAGAUUAAAAUACUUGUCUUUUAACUAG